Messenger RNA from Thermothielavioides terrestris NRRL 8126, 2604 nucleotides. Its product is annotated as SNF5-like protein. Gene Ontology annotation, biological process: chromatin remodeling; regulation of transcription by RNA polymerase II. The transcript has 2 exons. The record is from RefSeq and is a predicted model, not a curated record. NCBI's taxonomy places the organism in Eukaryota, Fungi, Ascomycota, Sordariomycetes, Sordariales, Chaetomiaceae. Gene Ontology annotation, molecular function: transcription coregulator activity. Bases 233 to 2497 code for a protein of 754 amino acids. Gene Ontology annotation, cellular component: nucleus; SWI/SNF complex; nuclear chromosome.
GUUUGGCGCUGCCGCCUCACCGCGAAACCGAGUUGCCCAGCCCCAAGAGAAAACAGCGGCAUCCAAUCUGCUUCUGGAGCGCACGAUCUGGUCCCGCGCGACCCGGCACCAGACAAAGCGCGCCUCAGGGGCUCCUUUGCUGCUCCGUCGAAGCAAUUCCGUUCUUGAUAUAUUUUUCUCGUUCUUUUGUUCUGUUCUUUCCCCUUUCCCCUCUUCUUCCUUCCUGCCGACGAUGGCCGCCUCGCAGGCGUCGGCCGCUGGCGGCGACGGCGGCGGAUUGUCAUCAACGGCGCCCCCGACCUCUGCUCCCGGCGUUCCAUCCUCAUCCUCAUCCACAUCCACAUCCACCGCCUCGGCCUCGGCGCCGGCCGCUGCCGCCGCCGCCGCCGCCGCCACGCCGUCCAAGUCCGGCCCUCCCCAGGCCGAUGCCGCCUCCGCAAUUGCCGUUCGCGACAAGGACGCUCUCAACAAAGUCAUCGUCGAGCGCUUCCAGACGCACGAUUGGAUCCAUUCAGCUGCCCUCAAAGAGGCCCAGAUCCGACUCGAAAAGGACACCAAGGACAUGCUCGCGCGCGCGAGCGACUAUCGCGCAUACAGGGACUACUACGCCAGCUUCCCGGCCAGGCUCUACGGUGAGGGCUACCGCGGUUACGGCAACGGCUACACCGAGAAUGGCGGCACUACCAAAAUUAUCUAUCCGUCACAGAAGCCGCGCCCCGGCAAGCGGACAACGCCCCCCCUGAAGUUCAGCAAGAAGGACAUGAGGAAGCAGGCCGAGCAGCAUGAGGAGCUGGUGCCCGUCCGGAUAGACGUCGACUGGGACAGGAUCAAGCUGCGUGACACUUUUACCUUCAACCUCCACGAGCGCCUCGUGUCCGUCGAGUUCUUUGCCGCCCAGCUCAUCGAGGACAUGGGCCUCAGUCCGACACUCGACAAGCCCGUCUACGACCAGGUGGUACAGCAGAUGCAUGAGCAGCUCAACGAUUUUUACCCCUUCGCCUACGCCGAGGAAGACGCCCUUGACCCCGAGCUUCCGUAUUCCGCUUACAAGAACGACGAGAUGCGCAUCCUCGUCAAACUCAACAUCACCAUUGGCGCUCACACCCUGGUAGAUCAGUUCGAGUGGGAUAUCAACAAUCCAAUGAAUUCCCCCGAGGAUUUCGCCGCCAGCAUGGCCCGCGAUUUAUCGCUCUCGGGCGAGUUCACAACAGCGAUUGCCCACUGCAUCCGCGAGCAGACGCAGCUUUUCACUCGCAGUUUGUACAGCAUCGGCCACCCCUUCGACGGCCGUCCGAUUGAAGACGCCGAUCUUGUGGCCGCAUUCCUCCCCUCGCCCUUACCCUCCGUUUUUAGACCCCAGCAGCAAGCGAAAGAUUACGCCCCAUACCUUUACGAGAACACAGAAGCCGAGCUGGAGAGGACCGAAACCAUGUUUUCGCGUGAGCAGAGGAGGCAAAAGCGGUCCAUCAACCGUCGCGGAGGUCCCCAGCUGCCGGACCUCAAGGAGAGGCAGAGGACAAUCCGGACAUCGAUCGUCUCCUCAGUACUACCCGGUGCCGCCCCUAGUAUCGAAGAGAGUCGCCUGUUCAAGCGGACAGUAGGCAGUGGCCUUGCUGGGAGGGGCAAGCUGGCUGCCCGUGACGGCGACUUGUCCGACUCGGAGGAUAGCGACGAAUCCGCCCCUGAUUCUCCGGCCAUGUCACAGCUCCAAGGCACCGCCAGGACCAGGGGCAUGCGCGGUGCCGCCAGUGCAGCUGCCCAGCGCAUGGCCAACCUCGGGCGGUCCGAGACACCUGAGGCUACCAUACAUCACCACGAGACAAGGACAUCACGCCGCUUCGGCCGCGAAGCAACCCGGGAGCAGACCGAGGAGCCACUACAACAGAUCGUCACCCUCAGAGUGAACCCCGCGAAACUAAGAAAGCUUAUGCGAGACCUCAAGAUGCGACACGCGCCGCCGCCUGGCGCAACACCCACUCUUGCCCACCAACGUGCCCCUAGCUCCGUCGUCCCGGGCUCCAUGGGUCCUCCCGCCACCCCAUCCUCAUCUAGCCAACCACCCCCGCCCAAACCAUCGAACACCGUCUCGUCUCUUCAAGGCCAACUUGGCCGCGUUCCGGCCCCUCCACCCGAGCCAAACGGAAGCGCGCCCAACGUGCCGCCGCCCCCGCCGCCGGAAUGGCUCACCGCCGCGCUCGCCGAGCUGCUCAAGUCGUACCCGUCCGACUCGUUCGAGGCCAUCAUGCGCUACUGCGCCAUCAACACCGAGACCAACGCCUUCGUCUCGCUGCCGCUGCCCCCCGGCGAGCCCGUGCCGCCGCCCAACGUCCAGUUCGCCUGGCUGCCGCGCAUCCGCUGCCGCGACUGCCCCGGCAAGUCCUACACCGCCGGGCCCGACAUGACGGUGCAGAACUUCGAGGUCCACCUCAAGAACCGCGUGCACAGGGAGCGCGUCGCCGCGCGGCUGAAGAAGGCCCAGAGCGGCGGGCAGGGUUAGGCUGUCUCGCCUUUGCUUGGUUGCCCUUGAGGGUGUGACGGUGAGUGGUGAGCUUGGGUUAGGAGUUGGGUUGGGUAAGAGUGUGGUUAUUCUCAUUUUGCCUGGGC